Messenger RNA from Acanthocheilonema viteae, 1398 nucleotides. NCBI's taxonomy places the organism in Eukaryota, Metazoa, Nematoda, Chromadorea, Rhabditida, Onchocercidae. The record is from the annotation of a GenBank genome assembly.
AUGGUUGUUGCGGUAGCGGCUGGCGCAUCUGCUGGCCCGGUUCUCUUUUCAUACGUUGGGUGCGAAAGGGGGCGGUGGCGGUCCUAUCAGUGGGUUACACUGAUGGCGGGGAGUGUAGAAUCCGAGAACGUGCUUGGUAUUUAUCAAACCGGUCGUGGUGGUUUAAGAGCUGUUGAUCCUAACGAAGUAAGGUUAAAUACUCUAUUUGUUUGUGUGGAUGAAAUGAUUAAAGUGAGUUAUUCAGCACGUAAUAGUACCCUUCAAAUCUGUUUAAAGCUCCAGAAAAUACAUCCAGCUGUGAUUUUUGCAUCAUUUUCAUAUCUAAUUCACUGUGUCCAUCAAUAUACAUCAUCAUUUUUCCAUCACAUCAUUAACAUGGCUGCUGAGGCUGAGAAGCUUAAUUUGGACAAUAUCAUCGCUAGGCUCCUAGAAGAACUUGAGCAAUUGAAUAUAUUUGCAGUGCGUGGCUCGAAGCCAGGCAAAAAUGUACAGCUGACAGAAAAUGAGAUUAAAGGCCUAUGUAUCAAAUCACGUGAAAUAUUUCUCAGUCAACCAAUCUUAUUAGAACUCGAGGCGCCUCUAAAAAUUUGCGGUGAUGUACAUGGACAGUAUUAUGAUUUACUGCGACUUUUUGAAUAUGGUGGUUUUCCACCCGAAUCAAAUUAUCUCUUUCUUGGGGAUUAUGUAGACAGAGGUAAGCAAUCGCUUGAAACAAUCUGUUUACUUUUGGCUUAUAAGAUAAAAUAUCCCGAAAACUUUUUCCUCUUACGCGGGAAUCAUGAAUGCGCCUCUAUUAACAGGAUAUAUGGUUUUUAUGAUGAGUGUAAGCGACGUUACAAUAUCAAACUGUGGAAAACUUUCACUGACUGCUUCAAUUGCUUACCAGUAGCAGCAAUAAUAGAUGAGAAGAUUUUCUGUUGCCAUGGAGGUCUUUCACCUGAUCUGCAGUCUAUGGAACAGAUUCGACGUAUUAUGCGCCCAACGGAUGUGCCAGAUCAAGGUCUACUUUGCGAUCUUUUAUGGUCCGAUCCAGAUAAGGAUGUUACUGGCUGGGGUGAGAAUGAUCGAGGUGUUUCAUUUACCUUUGGCCCCGAAGUUGUGGCGAAGUUCCUGCACAAGCAUGAUUUGGAUCUCAUUUGUCGCGCUCAUCAGGUCGUAGAGGAUGGUUAUGAAUUUUUUGCUAAGAGGCAAUUGGUAACAUUGUUCUCCGCACCAAAUUAUUGUGGAGAGUUCGAUAAUGCCGGGUCGAUGAUGACAGUAGAUGAGACGCUUAUGUGUUCCUUUCAGAUUUUGAAACCAGCGGAUAAGAAGAAAUUUCCAUAUAGUGGCGUCGGAUCUGGCCGUCCAGUAACACCACCGAGGACUCCCGCUCCAAAUGCUAAAAAAGGAAAGAAAUAG